UGGUGAGCAGGAGGCGGUCACGGCCCGGCUGGGUGCCUGAGGAGGAGCCGGAGAUGGCGGCGGCGGAGGCGGUGCACCACAUCCACCUGCAGAACUUCUCGCGGUCCCUGCUGGAGACCCUCAAUGGGCAGAGGCUGGGUGGACACUUCUGCGAUGUGACUGUGCGCAUCCGCGAGGCUUCGCUGCGUGCACACCGCUGCGUGCUGGCCGCUGGCUCGCCCUUCUUCCAGGACAAGCUGCUGCUCGGCCACUCUGAGAUCCGCGUGCCGCCAGUGGUGCCCGCGCAGACGGUGCGCCAGCUCGUCGAGUUCCUCUACAGCGGCUCGCUCGUGGUGGCGCAAGGCGAAGCUCUGCAGGUGCUCACCGCCGCGUCAGUGCUUCGCAUCCAGACGGUUAUCGACGAGUGUACGCAGAUUAUCGCGCGCGCCCGCGCCCCGGGAACCCCUGCGCCCGCGCCCCUGCCCACGCCUGUGCCCCCGCUGCUUGCACCCGCGCAGCUGCGCCACCGCCUGCGCCACUUGCUGGCCGCGCGCCCCCCCGGGCACCUCGGCGCCGCGCACAGCCGCAAGCAGCGGCAGCCCGCGCGUCUGCAGCUACCCGCGCCCCCCGCGCCCGCCAAGGCGGAGGGGCCUGACACCGACCCCGCACUGCCUGCGGCCACCGACGAGAGGAGUGAGGACGACGAUGACGACGAGGACAGCGAUGAUGAGACCGACGGCGAGGACGGCGAAGGUGGCGGCCCGGGCGAGGGCCAGGCACCCCUUUCCUUCCCCGACUGCACCGCCGGCUUUCUUACUGCCGCCCCUGACAGCCUGCGCGAGGACCCCCCUGCACCCACCAGCCUAGCUGAUUACAACGGUGCCGGGAGAGACUUCCUUCGGGGGGCUGCAGCGGCAGAGGACGCGUUCCCAGACAGCUACGUGUCCGCUUGGCACGACGAGGACGGCGCCGCUGCAGAAGGCUGUGCCGCUGAGACCCCUGUCCCGCCCGACUGCGUCCUAGCGGGACCCCGCCCGCCAGGCGUGAAGACCCCAGGGCCGCCUGUCACUCUCUUCCCAUUUCACCUGGGCGCUCCCGGGCCGCCCGCACUUCCCCCUCCCGCGCCGUCUGGGCCGGCCCCUGCGCCCCCGCCCGCCUUCUACCCGGCCCUCCAGCCGGACGCGGCCCCCAGCGCUCAGCUGGGGGAGGCCCCAGCCCCACCUGCCGCUCCUGCCACUGCCACUGCCCCCUCAGGCACACCUGCGCGCGCCCCGGGUGCCGAGCCGCCUGCCUAUGAGUGCAGCCACUGCCGCAAGACGUUCAGCUCGCGGAAAAACUACACCAAGCACAUGUUCAUCCACUCGGGGGAGAAGCCACACCAGUGCGCCGUGUGCUGGCGAUCCUUCUCGCUGCGCGACUACCUGCUCAAGCACAUGGUCACGCACACGGGCGUGCGCGCCUUCCAGUGCGCCGUCUGCGCCAAGCGCUUCACGCAGAAGAGUUCACUCAACGUGCACAUGCGCACGCACCGGCCUGAGCGCGCGCGCGGCAAGGUCUUCUCGCACCGUGCGCUGCUGGAGCGUCACCUGGCCGCGCACCCUACACCUUAACAGGGGCCCGGGGCCUGGCCAAACCCGCAGUGGGAUCGAGGGGGUUCCUGCGCAGUUGGCAACACCCACUACGGAGCUGGACA
Molecule: messenger RNA, 1672 nt
Organism: Cynocephalus volans (Philippine flying lemur)
Lineage: Eukaryota; Metazoa; Chordata; Mammalia; Dermoptera; Cynocephalidae
Gene: ZBTB45
Product: zinc finger and BTB domain containing 45
Biological process (GO): regulation of transcription by RNA polymerase II
Molecular function (GO): protein binding; DNA-binding transcription factor activity, RNA polymerase II-specific; RNA polymerase II cis-regulatory region sequence-specific DNA binding
Source: RefSeq, a predicted model, not a curated record